This is a messenger RNA of Penicillium brevicompactum, 1371 nucleotides long. Its product is annotated as phosphoesterase superfamily protein. Lineage: Eukaryota; Fungi; Ascomycota; Eurotiomycetes; Eurotiales; Aspergillaceae. The record is from RefSeq and is a predicted model, not a curated record. Bases 1 to 1371 code for a protein of 456 amino acids. The transcript has 2 exons. Gene Ontology annotation, biological process: phospholipid catabolic process. Gene Ontology annotation, molecular function: hydrolase activity, acting on ester bonds.
AUGAAUCUCAGUGCUCUCCUUGGUCUCCUGACCUUCGCAGCCGCAGUCUCCGCGGCCCCUCCCAAGGGCAACUCCCGGUCUCAUUCCUCGACUUCCAUCGCCAAUCUCAAGAACAAGAUCAAGAAUGUUGUCAUCCUUGAGAUGGAGAACCGCUCGUUGGACAAUGUCCUCGGUGGCCAGACCAUCAAAGGACUGGACAAUCCUAUCAACAACGGCCCCUUCUGCAACCCGUACAAUUUGACCGAUGCGUCUGCGGGCCAGGUGUGCAGUUCCGCUAAAGACUUCGACUCUAUUCUGGAUGACCCCGAUCACUCGGUCACUGGAAAUAACAUUGAGUUCUACGGGACAUUUGCCCCGAGCAAUGCGGCCAUCGCCAGCGGCGAGCUCACUCCUAAUCAACAAGGCUUUGUUCACGAGCAGCUGCGUCGUUACGGCGACGAUGUCGACAAGGCGGCUCUGGCCAAGCAGGUCUUGAACUACUACACCGAGGAAGAAGUUCCGGUGUUCACAUCACUGGUCCAAAACUACCUCACCUUCAACCACUGGCAUUCGGACCACCCCGGGCCCACCAACCCCAACCGUGCUUUCGUUCUGUCAGGAACCUCUGCCGGCCACGGUACAAACGACGAAUCCUUCGACUCAAGUAACCACGGCCUUACGCAGCGCUCAAUCUUCCAACAGCUCUCAGAGACCGACCACACUUGGAAGAACUACUAUACAAGCACCGAUAUGAUCGAUGCCUAUUUCUUCGACUGGACCUUCACCAGCAACAACACCGACAAAGCAGAACCACUGAACAACUUCUACGCCGACGCCAAAGCCGGCAGUCUCCCUGAAUUCUCCUUCAUCGACCCCUCCUGCUGUGGCGUCGGCACGAACUCCAUGCACCCAACCGGUCUCGUCUCAGAAGGCGAAACCCUGAUCAAGAAUGUCUAUGACGCCCUCCGCGCCAGUCCCCAAUGGAAUGAGACUCUCUUCAUCCUCACCUUCGACGAGACCGGUGGUUUCCACGACCAUGUGCCCCCUCCCCAGGCAGCCCGCCCAGACAACCUGACCUACACGGAAACAGCGCCGAACGGAGAGAAGUACACUUUCUCUUUCGAUCGUCUGGGUGGUCGUAUUCCUACCUUGCUCAUCUCGCCCUGGAUUGCCAAGGGUCAGGUCGAGCAGAAGGGAACGAACUCUGAUGGAAAGGUUGUCUCCUACUCUGCUUCUUCCAUUCUGCGGACUCUUGGCUACCUUUGGGAUUUCAAGCCUUUCACCCCUCGCGUUGAAACAUCUGCUUCGUUUGAGCAUCUUAUUCAGAAGAUGGCGCGAACUGAUACUCCUGUUUCUUUGCCUGCGCCUAAAACCUUCAAAAUCAGGGCUUAG